This is a messenger RNA of Eruca vesicaria subsp. sativa (arugula), 2263 nucleotides long. NCBI's taxonomy places the organism in Eukaryota, Viridiplantae, Streptophyta, Magnoliopsida, Brassicales, Brassicaceae. The record is from the annotation of a GenBank genome assembly.
CUCGUCUUCUUCUGAAGUUUGUAUAUAUAUACGAUUUCUCUCCCUCCUCCGCUCAAAUCCCUCUUCACCUCUUGCAUUAUCUCUUCCCUUCACCUCUCUUUCCCAUUAUCUCCACCUUCUCCAAGAUCUCUCAGAAUGUCGGCAGCUACCAAUGGAAGUAAUGGUGACUACGGUGCCUACACAUACAAGGAGCUUGAGAGGGAGCUUUACUGGCCUUCCGAGAAGCUGAGGAUCUCCAUCACCGGAGCUGGUGGUUUCAUUGCUUCCCACAUUGCUCGCCGUCUCAAGCACGAGGGGCACUACGUCAUUGCUUCUGAUUGGAAGAAGAAUGAGCACAUGACUGAAGACAUGUUCUGUGAUGAGUUCCACCUUGUUGACCUCAGGGUCAUGGAGAAUUGCCUCAAGGUUACUGAUGGUGUUGAUCAUGUCUUUAACUUGGCUGCUGAUAUGGGUGGUAUGGGUUUCAUCCAGUCCAACCACUCGGUUAUCAUGUAUAACAAUACUAUGAUUAGCUUCAAUAUGAUUGAGGCUGCUAGGAUCAAUGGGAUUAAGAGGUUCUUCUAUGCUUCUAGUGCAUGUAUCUAUCCUGAGUUCAAGCAGCUGGAGACUACUAAUGUGAGCCUGAAGGAGUCAGAUGCUUGGCCUGCAGAGCCUCAAGAUGCUUAUGGUUUGGAGAAACUUGCAACGGAGGAGCUGUGCAAGCAUUACAACAAAGAUUUUGGCAUUGAGUGCCGUAUUGGAAGGUUCCAUAACAUUUACGGUCCUUUUGGAACAUGGAAAGGUGGAAGAGAGAAGGCACCAGCUGCUUUCUGCAGAAAGGCUCUGACCUCUACAGAUAGGUUUGAGAUGUGGGGAGACGGGCUUCAAACCCGUUCAUUUACCUUCAUUGAUGAGUGUGUUGAAGGUGUACUCAGGUUGACAAAAUCUGAUUUCCGUGAGCCGGUGAACAUUGGAAGCGAUGAGAUGGUGAGCAUGAAUGAGAUGGCUGAGAUGGUUCUCAGCUUUGAGGAAAAGAAGCUUCCCAUUCACCACAUUCCAGGCCCUGAAGGUGUUCGUGGUCGUAACUCAGACAACAAUCUGAUCAAAGAGAAGCUUGGUUGGGCUCCAACAAUGAGACUGAAGGAGGGGCUUAGAAUAACCUACUUCUGGAUAAAGGAACAGAUUGAGAAAGAGAAGGCUAAAGGAAGUGAUGUGACGCUUUACGGGUCAUCAAAGGUGGUUGGGACUCAAGCACCGGUUCAGCUUGGCUCACUCCGUGCUGCUGAUGGAAAAGAGUAAAUGGAUGGUUCACUACCAUCAAAGCUUGGCCUUAUGUGUAAUAUUUAAGGUCAGGAAAGUAUGUUUAGAUACAUGUCAUCUCUUAGGUAAGCUUUCCCUAUGAAAAAUAAUAAUAAGUGUUUUUGGAUUUGAGUCUUCUUCUCUUCUUCUGCAGAACCUUUCUGCUCAUCUUCUCCUUCUGGCUCUUUGUAGUGAACCGCUAAUUCUUGUUUUACUAUGAUUUAUUUGGGAAAAGUUAUUUAUGCUUAAGUCGAUUAUACUAUGUAUUAUUAUUGUGGUCCCAUUCACAACAUGUUCACCAUCAUUGUCAACUUUGAUGAUGGUGUGGUACCAACAGUCAAGUUGCCAAAGUUUUGUGAGUAUUUGUUUCAUCUUAUCAUAAUUAUCUAUGCACACAUCUCUAGGGAUCAUUAGAGAUCAGUCCCCCAUUCUUUCUCUGGAUUUCCACUUCUUUUUUGUUCCCAUUCCUGAGCCAGAACAAUCCUAUUUCUCUUGGAUCUUGUUCUCUAGCUAAAAUUGUUAAAUAUCCCGCAUUAAAUAAUAAGAAAAGUCACAUGGUCUUUGUGACAAAAAAAAAAAAAAAAAAAUCACAUGGCAGUCUCAAUUUCAAAACUAGCUUUGGUCGUGUGCUCUCUCAGGAAGGUGCAUAUAUAUACAUCAAAUGUUACCACAACACCUUCACCGCUUCACUAGAUUAUUUAUAUUUAACCAGGGUGUAAGCUUAAAUUCUCGGAUAUACAAUAAUAAUAUAACUAAAAUAUUAUAUGAUUAUGAAUGAUGAAUUUUUCCUCCAGAACCAUUUUCUCUACAAGACACGUGAGUGUCUUAUUGUCAGUCAGAAACUUAAAAAAAUAAAUUCGAUAGAAACAUACAUUGAUAGUUUCUGAGUAUGUGUUCUUUGGAUAUUCUACAAGUGAAAGAGAGUGUGGACUAGCCUUGAUCCAGAGAAAAUCUUAAUGUUCUGGACGAUGGUUAUGGGUUUCUC